AUGAAGCUCAUCGACAAGAUCGCGCAGCGCGACCCGCACAAGCUCUAUUAUAUGUUCGAGUUCUUCCCGCCGAAGACCGACCAGGGCCUUGAAAAUCUCCUUGCGCGUAUUUCACGCAUGAUGGCGUUCAACCCCAUUGCACUCAGUGUAACGUGGGGCGCAGGAGGUUCGACGAGGGCACGAUCUAUUGACCUGGCAGGUUGGGUUGAAGAGCAAGGUGGAGAAACGUUGAUGCAUUUGACGUGCACAAACAUGGUGCAGGGUACUGCGGCCAAAGAACACAAUAUCGAUAAUAUCCUUGCGCUUAGAGGAGAUCCCCCGAGGGGGAAAGAGCACUGGGAACCAAGUGAUCCGCGAUUCCAGCACGGUGUCGACCUCGUCCGUUACAUCAAGACGACCCCUGAGUUCGCAGGUCUUUGUGUGGGCGUGGCAGCGUAUCCCGACGGGCACCCUGAUCACGAUACGGACGAAGCUGGCGAGCUGGAAUUCCUCAAGCAGAAAGUGGACGCUGGCGCAGACUUCAUUGUCACACAGCUUUUUUACGAUGUUGAAGCCUUCGAGGUGUGGUUGGGGAAAGUCCGGGCCAAAGGCAUUACCGUGCCUAUCAUCCCGGGAAUCAUGCCUAUACAGACCUACGCGUCGUUCCUGCGGAUGACUAAACUGUGUGGUACUAAGGUCCCUGCUAAGAUGAUGCAUGAACUCGUUCCUAUCCGUCAUGAUGACCAAAAAGUCAAAGACUACGGAGUCAAACUCGCCAUCGAGAUGAUUCAACAGCUUCAGAAGACGGGUAUCCGGGGCAAGAGUGUUGCGCGGGUCCUCGAAGGCCUGGGUCUGACAGAAAGCAUUCUUUCAAGCAGCAAUAAACUCAUUGCAGAUGAGAUUGGCCCACCUGAACGAACAGUCACCCCUCACGCAGCAGCCGAUCAUGCGACCAAAGAGUUGGCUGCCGCUCCUCAACCUGAGAGCGAGGCCGGCAAGGGCGAGCUGAACAACGCUGCGGACUGGGAUGACUUCCCGAACGGUCGUUUUGGUGACUUCAAGAGUCCGGCGUACGGCGAGACCGAUCGAUGGGGGAGCUCUGCGCUUCAGAGCAAGGCAUCUUCCACUCCGCUCUCACAGUGGGGUAACCCAAAAACCAUCGACGACCUUACCGACCUGUUCCUCAAGCACCUGCAUUCAAAAAUCACCGCUACUCCUUUCUCAGCGACUCCGCUAUCACCGGAGUCGUUGAUGAUAUUCCCGCACCUGGAAAAGCUAACAACGAAGGCCUGGUGGACCGUUGGGUCACAGCCCGCGAUCAACGGAGCGCCAUCUACAGACGAAGUGGUAGGCUGGGGUCCGCGAGGAGGGUAUGUGUAUCAGAAGUGCUUCGUCGAGUUCUUCGUCGAGCGAGCAGAUGUAGAACGGAUAGUGAAGAAGAUCGAGGAGGAAGGAGGUGGCUGGUUCAGUUAUUUUGCUGGAAAUGUUGAAGGCGAACUCGUGACCAAUGUUCCGGAAGGCGGCAGAAAUGCCGUCACCUGGGGCGUAUUCCCCGGUCAAGAGAUUGCGCAGACGACGAUCAUCGAGGGCGAGUCAUUCUUGUCGUGGAAGGAUGAGGCUUUUUCGAUUUGGUCGGAAUGGGCGUCGUUCUACCCGCCGGAGUCUGAAGAGCGCCGUCUCUUGGAGGGCAUUCGUGAUCGCCGAUGGCUCGUCAGCCUGGUCUGUCAUGAUUACAUGAACCCUGCCGCGCUUUGGACAUUCUUGUUCAAGGGGGAGAAGCCGCUGCUAUAG
Epithele typhae is the source of this 1770-nucleotide messenger RNA. RefSeq names its product MTHFR-domain-containing protein. The transcript is spliced from 11 exons. Lineage: Eukaryota; Fungi; Basidiomycota; Agaricomycetes; Polyporales; Epitheliaceae. Gene Ontology annotation, molecular function: methylenetetrahydrofolate reductase [NAD(P)H] activity; FAD binding. The record is from RefSeq and is a predicted model, not a curated record. Gene Ontology annotation, cellular component: cytosol. Gene Ontology annotation, biological process: tetrahydrofolate interconversion. The coding region runs from base 1 to 1770 and encodes 589 amino acids.